Penicillium pulvis is the source of this 810-nucleotide messenger RNA. RefSeq names its product fungal specific transcription factor domain-containing protein. The record is from RefSeq and is a predicted model, not a curated record. NCBI's taxonomy places the organism in Eukaryota, Fungi, Ascomycota, Eurotiomycetes, Eurotiales, Aspergillaceae. The transcript has a single exon. Gene Ontology annotation, molecular function: zinc ion binding; DNA binding. The coding region runs from base 1 to 810 and encodes 269 amino acids. Gene Ontology annotation, biological process: DNA-templated transcription.
AUGGCCUUAGAAGCGCGCGUGCAGUUUCUUGAAAGUCGAUUAGAAAACGCUCUAGCAAGUCCAACGAACAGCUCUACCAAAGGACGCCCAGAAGAGUCAAGCUCGACGACUUUUACUGAAUCCACAAAUUCAGUGGAUGAUCUGACUCAGGCAUUUGGGUGUUUCACAUUAGGGGAUACCGGGGAGCUUCGGUUCUUCGGUGCUUCCAGUAACUUUAGCAUUAUACAAAAUCCCUCGCUCAAAGUCGCUUCAUCACUUGAGGCUCGAAACCGGGGCAUCGCAGCAGCUCAGCAGAAUCCUGGAUACUUCGAGCCCUCGGCGGAGUUACAGGAUCAUUUAUUGAGUUUGUUUUGGCGAUGGCAAAACUCUUGGCAGUAUAUUGUAUCUCGAGAGUCAUUCGUUCGUGAUCUUUAUGUCGAAAAGAGCGGCCGUUACUGUACACCACUUCUCUUGACAGCUAUCUUGGCGCUCUCUUCUCGAUACUCGUCCAGACUUGAGCUUCGCAUGGACUUGGCUGAUCCAAACACAGCGGGUGCGAUAUUCGCCAGACAAGCCAAAAUUAUGCUGGAUUGCGAAUACGAAGCUCCUACGACAUCCACUGUCCAAGCAACUGCGAUUUUGGGUCUAUACUGGGCUUCGAUCGAUAAUGAAGGCCUUGGAUUCAUGUAUAUUGGGAUGGCAUCUCGCAUGGCCAUGAACCUGGGGCUGCAUUCGGACUGCUCUCAUUACGUGGCUAAGGGCUUGAUCACCCAGGAAGAUGUGGAAGAGCGAAGCAUCGCCUUUUGGGGAAUAUAUGUGCUCGACAAGUAG